GGAUUCUGUUGAUGAGGAAGAUUUCGAAUCUCUGCACUAUGGUAUCAUCUAUGGUGUAUAUGGAAGCCGAUGUUUUCAGAAUCUAUUUGAGAUUGUUAAAGAGAACGAUGAGAUAGCAGCAGCUAUCAGUGGGAUCUUAGAUGCGUUUCCCAACCCAAUGAAGAAAGAACUUCCAUCUCUGUUGCAAGACGAUGAAUGCUAUUGCACUUACAAGUGA
Messenger RNA from Paraglomus brasilianum, 217 nucleotides. The record is from the annotation of a GenBank genome assembly. NCBI's taxonomy places the organism in Eukaryota, Fungi, Glomeromycota, Glomeromycetes, Paraglomerales, Paraglomeraceae.